UAAUUAUUUAUAUGCGUAUUGCAUAUUAUCAAAAAAUAUGUUUUAACAUUGAAACAACCACAUAGUUAGGGAACCGUAUUAUUUCCCUAGAAGAUAUGUAAAGAAGUAAUACGAUACAGUAUGAUAAAAUGACGAUUAUUGAUUGCGGGAGGAUAGAGUCGCGGUAGGACGAUCAAUAACGAGGCCAGUACAAGUGCAGCUGGAAGAGACAUGGCAGGCGCUCUACUUCGGAGUCUCCAUAAUUUGGAAAGUUCGAUAAGCGAACCCACUGCUAAAUGGACUGUCCCUAUGAGCGAUGGAAAUCAUAUAGUGGAAUUCGAGCAUGGAACAGCAACAGGCAAACGUGUUGUAAAAGUCGAUGGUAACGUGAUAGUUAACCGGGAUUGGAUGUUUCGUCUCGUCGGUGACGAAGUUUUUAUGUUCAACAACACCAAGUUCGUGAUCAGAGUCGAUCCAAUGCCAGGUCUGAAAUAUUCCUACUCCUUAUGGGUGAACGGAAAGAGUUACCAGCAGUUUGUCCAGUCGCAAUCGAAAAUACUGGAAACCUGGUUGGCUAAAGUUGAAAAUGAAGAAUACAGAAUUGUACUAGAUAAACAAGCUCAUAGCGUUUGGGUGAAUGGAGAAGAGGCAGAAGUUGAGAAUGAAUUUAUGGACGGCGGUGCAGAAAUCCUUUUCUCCAUUAGCGACUUACCGGCCGCAAUUAGAUCCUACACUUCAGAACAAAAGGAAAUUGGCAUAGCGUACGUUUUAUAUGUAAAUGAUGUUGAAAUAGAGCAAGAAGCCCUAUUAGCAGAGUCUUAACAGAAAUAUAUGUCUUAAUUUAUCUAGCUAGAUUUUUAUAAUAACACAUUAAUUGAUAAUUACACGAUGUUGUUAAUCAUAAGUUGUGUGUAUCACUGAAUGGUUGCACAAAUGUGAAAUAUAUGUUUUUCAGAAAUGAUAUUUUGUCAUAAAAUGUCUAAAUUUAGUUAAUAUUAA
Molecule: messenger RNA, 978 nt
Organism: Odontomachus brunneus
Lineage: Eukaryota; Metazoa; Arthropoda; Insecta; Hymenoptera; Formicidae
Product: fas apoptotic inhibitory molecule 1
Exons: 5
Coding region: 211-801 (196 amino acids)
Biological process (GO): negative regulation of extrinsic apoptotic signaling pathway via death domain receptors; positive regulation of neurogenesis; canonical NF-kappaB signal transduction
Source: RefSeq, a predicted model, not a curated record